AUGUCCCCUAUCAUCCUCUUCCUAUCAGCUGCCUACCUACAGUCGGGAAUCGCAAAGUUUAUUGAAGAAGAAAAGAAACCAAUUUACUUGAGCGCGCAUGUUGGGGAGUCAGUUGUCUUCAGCUGUGACUUAGACUUCCCUCAAGGCGUAAUCAUACCUUACAUCCUCUACUACUACAAAGAGGGAGAAAGGGUAGUGUCCCUCCAGGACGGGGACACGGAGACUGGAAGAGACUUCAUCGGAAGGGCCUCCAUCCAGACCGACGGCAGCAGGGCCCGCCUCACCCUCUCCGGCCUCCGGGAGACCGACCACGGAUGGUUCGAGUGUCGCCUCUUCUUCCCCAACAGGACGCCCACCACCAGGCUCAACGGCACCUGGUACCACCUCACUGUCCAUGGAAGGGAGCUGCUGAGCAUGCCGCCGAAGAACGAGACAGUGCUGGAGGGGGAGGCGGUGCGGCUGGAGUGCAGCACGAGGGAGCCCGGGGCCAGGGUGACCUGGUACAAGGACGGGUCGCUGCUGGAGCCGGGGUCCGCCAGGGUGUCCCCGGGGGGCGCCCUGGUCUUCCAGUCCGCGGGGGUCGCCGACCCCGGCCUCUACACCUGUCAGGUCAUCUCGCCGGCCGGCAGGAGCCAAUCCGCCUCCGCCUACCUCGACGUCAGGUAUAAGGCUCGAGUUGUUUAUACUGAAAAAGAAGUAUAUCUGCCGUUUGGUAGGCCAGGAAUAUUAGACUGCCACUUUUCUGCCAACCCGCCACUUACAAAACUUAGGUGGGAAAAAGAUGGAUUCUUAUUUGACCCUUUCAAUGUACCAGGUGUCUUCUCCAAAAGAAAUGGAUCCCUGUAUUUUAAUAAAGUGGAUGAAACCCAUGGAGGUGAAUACACUUGCACACCUUAUAACGACCUUGGAACUCUGGGUCCUUCACCAAGGAUCCGGGUAGUUGUCCAACACCCUCCCGUCUUCACCUUGACACCACAUAACAUGUACUUGCGGAGGACUGGUGACAGCAUCUUAAUGCCCUGUGAUGCACUCGAUGGUGACUCCGCACACAGGCCUACAAUCCUUUGGUUCAAGAAAGAUGGUAGCCCAUUACCAGAUCGAGCAACAGUUUCUGGUGGCAACCUGACCAUUAUCAACAUUAACGAGAGUGACCGCGGGAUGUACCAGUGUGUGGCCUCUAAUGAGGCUGCAACCAUCUCUACAGACACUGAGCUACUCAUCGAGGGCAGUGCUCCUAGGGGACCGUACAACCUAACAGGCAAUGUCACCUACACAUCAGUCACGCUCAGCUGGAGGCCAGCCACUCCUGCGACAUCUGACCAGUACAGCGUCUGGGUCCGUGCUGCUGACGGUGCAGAGUGGAGAACAGUCAAAGUAUCCGGUGACCGUGCGACGAUAACAUCAUUGGAUCCAGGGAGAGAAUAUGAGUUCAUGGUGCUUGUUCAAGAUCAUAAUGGGGACGGAAUGUUUUCAAAACCUAUCAAACUAAAAACAAAAGGAAAACCAGUAGAAGUUCAGGGUAGCACACCAACAGCUUCUCAAAGCAUAAUGGAUGGUGACAAACCGCAAAAAGUAAGAGUGACGCCGACUGAAGGAGGAUACCUUUUAGAAUGGGAGCCUCCAACUUCAGGCCAAGUGGAAUACUACAGGCUCGCCUGGGCACAAGGCUCAUUGGAUUCUUUACCGGUCAUAAUAGAUACAACGCACCCUUCUUACUUAGUUGGUGAUCUACAAGAAGGUGGAGUAUACCAUUUUCAAGUGAAAGCUGUAACAGUAAACAACAAAGAGACCACCAGUGAUACAUUUAUUCUUCACGUUCCUGUUUACCAAACCGCGUCCGUUCCAUACAUCUUUGCUGGAUUUGUUGGUUUCAUACUUGCUGCUGCCCUAAUUUGUGCAUACACCAACAGAUUAUACUUUCAGAGAAAAAUUGAAGGAUUGAAAUCUAGGCACUGA
Nezara viridula (southern green stink bug) is the source of this 1956-nucleotide messenger RNA. Lineage: Eukaryota; Metazoa; Arthropoda; Insecta; Hemiptera; Pentatomidae. The record is from the annotation of a GenBank genome assembly.